CAUGAAUUGGGAAUAACAGCUGUCAUGAAUUUCCAGACUGAAUGGGAUAUCAUCCAGAAUUCUUCAGGCUGUAACCGCUACCCCGAACCCAUGACUCCAGACACCAUGAUGAAGCUGUACAAGGAAGAAGGCUUGGCCUACAUCUGGAUGCCCACACCAGACAUGAGCACUGAAGGCCGAGUGCAGAUGCUGCCACAGGCUGUGUGCCUCCUGCACGCCCUGCUGGAGAACGGACACACUGUGUACGUCCACUGCAACGCUGGGGUGGGCCGCUCCACCGCUGCCGUGUGUGGCUGGCUCCACUACGUGAUUGGCUGGAGCCUGCGGAAGGUGCAGUACUUCAUCAUGGCCAAGAGGCCCUGCGGUCUACAUCGAUGAAGAAGCCCUGGCCCAGGCGCAGGAAGACUUCUUUCACAAGUUUGGGAAGGUUCACUCUUCCAUAUGCAGCUUAUAGGUGGCCAAUCUGCCUCUCCUU
Molecule: messenger RNA, 475 nt
Organism: Phodopus roborovskii (desert hamster)
Lineage: Eukaryota; Metazoa; Chordata; Mammalia; Rodentia; Cricetidae
Product: laforin-like
Exons: 2
Coding region: 25-378 (117 amino acids)
Biological process (GO): protein dephosphorylation
Cellular component (GO): nucleus; cytoplasm
Molecular function (GO): protein tyrosine/serine/threonine phosphatase activity; carbohydrate phosphatase activity; protein tyrosine phosphatase activity
Source: RefSeq, a predicted model, not a curated record